Messenger RNA from Guyanagaster necrorhizus, 694 nucleotides. RefSeq lists its product as uncharacterized. The transcript has 2 exons. Bases 1 to 531 code for a protein of 176 amino acids. NCBI's taxonomy places the organism in Eukaryota, Fungi, Basidiomycota, Agaricomycetes, Agaricales, Physalacriaceae. The record is from RefSeq and is a predicted model, not a curated record.
AUGGAGGCUGCAGACCUAGGUGAACUACACUCCUUGAAUGUGAUAUCUACUUCCACGGAAAGACCGUCGUCGGCACAGCAAGGGACAGAGAGAUACCUUGGUACUCUGAAGACCUUAUUGUCCGUCCCUAGUGUUCGCAAUAUACAUUUCGGCCGGGAUGAGUUGACCGCCCUUCUCAAAAGCAAUCGCAUUGUGGAACGCAUGACCAUCGAUAAUUUUGCCGGUUUGCCCAUUCGGCCACAGCUUGACUAUGCAGCCCUGGGGAUUCAACGUUGUACAAUGUACUUUAGUAUCCCGGUAUACAUUCUUGAUGCUGGCCCUGAUAUCGAGGUCGCAGCGUGGAAAGACUUGGGACAACGAUUGAGCAGCGAUAAUGAAUUGCUGUUGCUUCAAGUUGAGUUGUGGUACAAAGAUAAGGAUAUGGAAAGGGCCGCCAACCAUAAAGCUGGGAUCCAUGGGGCGUUGAUAGAGAAGAUCGAGAGAAACAAGGCCGAAAUUAAGACGUUCAGUAUGGAUACUACAAAGGGAUAGUGUCGUGGUAGAUCUUGUACGAUAAUUAACCGAGAACUGUACUUUCCCUUUCAUUCUAUGUCUGCGUAUAAAUGAGUAUUCCCAAGCUCUGCUCCAGUAUGGUUUUGAGUCGGACUCUCCAGGAAAACCUUAAUUUCAUUCCUUGUGUAACAGUCAGUCUUAA